AUGAGCAGUGAGAUGCGCGACUUUAUGGCAGCCAGCAGCGGUUAUGACGGCGGUCCACAGGAUCGACACUCGUGCAUCGUACUCGUCGAUAUGACGAAAAACGUCCUCCUGGGCCAGUUCUCCGACUACCGUGUACCCACGGGUGGCAUGCAGGUAUUGUCAGACAGACUGCGCGAUGAGUUCAUCAAGCUAGGCGGGGAGGUUUACACUAACACACCUGUCACAGGUAUGGCAAACUGCAGCAGCGGUUCAGCAGCGGAACACCACCAGGCACUUCUCACAGCAGCGGGCAAGCCAUUCUGCUCAAAGAGCGUGAUCCUUGCACUGCACGAGGGGGCACUGGAGAAACUAUGGUGGAGAACUCUGUCCAUGGAAACCGCAUGGAAAGCGGCAAUACCUGGAGAAGCAUCCAAGCUGUUUCUGGGCUUUGACAAACCCUGGUGGCGAGAAGCACCAUUUGGGUUCUAUGAAGGUGCAGAGGUGAGUUCUUUAGACAUUGAGCACACCUACUUCAUAGGAACACAGGCUGAUCAUGUUAGUGCCAACACAUCGACCGGACAAUCCAAUCGUAACUCCCUUGUGCUGGCUUCAUACGCUGUGGCCUUUCCAGCUUACCGCUGGGCCAAUAUGGAGGCAACCAAGGCAAAUAUUUCCGCCUUCCAGGGCCGAGCCAAUGCGUUUGUUGGAAGUGAGACACCACUGGUUCCGAACGCCACCGGCUUCACCGUUAGCCAGCAUAUGGUCGAUCUGGCAAUGCAUCAGCUGCAUCAGCUGCAUAACGUCAACGCAGGUACAAUACCACCACCGUACACUGCGGCCGCUAUCCACUGGCCAGUCUCCUGGCACAACUGGGGCAUCGGUGCCAACCCUAGCGAGGUCAUACGCAAGGUGGGACAGCUGGACGCAUACCAGAAUGUCUUCAUCUGCGGCGAAGCGUACAGUAAGUCGCAGGGCUGGGCAGAGGGUGCGCUACGCUCAGCUGAGUAUAUACUGGAGGAGUAUUUCAACUUGAAGCCAUUGGCAGGAAUGCCAACGAAGUGGUUAAGCCGGUACAGGUGA
Sycon ciliatum is the source of this 1059-nucleotide messenger RNA. Its product is annotated as aplysianin-A-like. NCBI's taxonomy places the organism in Eukaryota, Metazoa, Porifera, Calcarea, Leucosolenida, Sycettidae. Gene Ontology annotation, molecular function: oxidoreductase activity. The record is from RefSeq and is a predicted model, not a curated record. The transcript has a single exon. Bases 1 to 1059 code for a protein of 352 amino acids.